AUGGCUUAUUUCUCUAAAAAGGAAGAGAGGCCAAAGCAUAUUGGCUCAAUUCCUGGUCAUUUGGUAAUCAACCGUGGAAGGGAAGAAGGUUCUAAUAACAAUAUUAAUGUAUUACAAGCAUCUAAUUUGUUUGAUAACCUAACACAAUGUAUUACUUCUCCUGCUCAGUAUACAAUUCAAGGAAAGAAUUAUGAUUUUGGUUAUUAUUUAGUCGAUGGCAUAUAUCCGAAAUGGCCAACGCUUGUUCAAAACAUUUCCAAAUCUAAAGAUAAAAAGAAACAAUAUUUUGCAAUGAUGCAAGAAGCUUGUCGAAAAGAUGUGGAGCGAGCGUUUGGUGUUCUCCAGUCAAGAUUUGGUAUAAUCAAAGGCCCUGCACGUUUUUGGGAUAAACAAACUUUGCAUGAUAUCAUGACCACUUGCAUAAUAAUGCACAACAUGAUUAUUGAGGAUGAACGUGAUGAGCAAGAAGAUAUUGUCGUUUCUACUCCACCAUCAAUUUCAAAUGUUGUAUUGUCGUUUCUACUCCACCAUCAAUUUCAAAUGUUGAAGACAUAG
Messenger RNA from Asparagus officinalis (garden asparagus), 555 nucleotides. RefSeq lists its product as uncharacterized. Bases 1 to 555 code for a protein of 184 amino acids. Lineage: Eukaryota; Viridiplantae; Streptophyta; Magnoliopsida; Asparagales; Asparagaceae. The transcript is spliced from 2 exons. The record is from RefSeq and is a predicted model, not a curated record.